UCCGAAUUCAUUUAGCACGUGUAUUGUUCGUGGUGUGAUAGACAUUUUUGGCUUAUAACUUUAACGAAGAUCAUAUUGUAGAUUGUAUAAAAAAUAAAUCUUAUAUUAAUUGACUGUUCGUUAAUUGAAACUUGUCAUUAUGACACAAUUUGGAAACGUGACAGCUGAUCAACUAUUAACUGGUUCUAGUGUACUUUCUAAACCAGCAGAAGAAUUUGAAAACGAUCAAUCGGUGGAAGCAAUUUGGACAAUGGAAGUAAUAGAACACACAGAAGUUUAUUUCAAUCUUUUAUGUUCUGUUGAUCCUAAACAUCUGAAACUUACGCCCCACGAUGAUCACAUUUAUAAAACAUUUCGAGAAACAUUUCCAAAUCUUAAAGUAGAUAAAAUAAUUGAAGAUGAAUUUAAAUCAGAAGAAGAAAAGCAAAAAUGGCGUCCCUUCUGUGAACAAUUUAAAGAUACAGUUGAGGAUUAUAAUUUUGGAACAUUGUUAAGAGCAGAUUGUGAAGGAGAAUAUUCAGAGGAAAAUAGUAUAUUAACAACAAGAAUUCAAUUCUACGCAAUUGAAUUAGCAAGAAAUAGAGAAGGUCUCAAUGAUGGUAUACGAAGCAAAUACAAAAAAAACAAAUCAUAAUAUUUAGCUUAAAAUCAUCAUAAUAUUCUUAUGUGGAAUUUACAUUACAAUGAAAUUAAAAAAAAAGUACAUAAUUUUUAUACACUCAUCAUUAUCAGAUUCAACAAUUUAAUAAAAUGUUACUUAUAUAUCAGAAUUAGGAAUGGAACAUAUUAUUUUAUAUAAAUCAUGCAUUAAAGUAAUGUAAAUAAUUU
This is a messenger RNA of Polistes dominula (European paper wasp), 828 nucleotides long. Its product is annotated as protein PBDC1. The record is from RefSeq and is a predicted model, not a curated record. Gene Ontology annotation, cellular component: cytoplasm. NCBI's taxonomy places the organism in Eukaryota, Metazoa, Arthropoda, Insecta, Hymenoptera, Vespidae.